UGGAGUUGAGAGUUGUUGGAGUCGAGUUGAGAGUUCGUGUCCAUCGCCUCUUGACAGAUCAUGAGCACAGCGGUGGACGCCCAGCCGGCAGCUCCCGCGCCGCAUGCCGAGCACGACGAUGACGACAAGUUGGUCGAAGAGGAGGUGGUGCAUGGCGACUGGGCCACGCCACAGGUGCGUCACACAGGCACACAUCACACACACACACGCAUCCACCCACAUCCGCAACUUCAUGCAGCUGUGAUGUGAUGCCGGGAGAGAUGGGGAGGCGGGGAGACAGUUACCAUGUGUGUUGGCGUUGGUUGGUGCAGGUAGAGGUGCAUGAGGUGGAGGCCGCUACGGGUGAGGAGGAGGAGGACGCCAUCUGGAAGCAGCGCGCCAAACUCUUCCGAUGGAGCCCGGGCACAGGUACUGCACACGACCUCACUCACACGCCGAGAGCGAAACGACGCACGCAUAUGUGUGGGUGGUGUGUGUGUGGAUGGGGUGCGUGUGUGUGUGCAGGUGAUGACGGCAAGGGUGAGUGGAAGGAGCGCGGUCUGGGGGAGGCCAAGUUGCUGCAGCACAAGACCACCAAGAAGGUGCGCUUCCUCCUGCGGCAGGAGAAGACACUCAAGGUCGUCGCCAACCACUACGGUCGGUCAGACGCACAAACACACGAACCAACGAGAUACACACACGCACAACCACGACUCAUGCCUCCGAUUGCGUGUCGUGCUGUGUCGUGCUGUGUCGUGCUGUCGUGUGUUGUGUGCGUUUCUCAUCAGUUACGGACCACGAGGGCUACUGCAACCUGGUGCCCAACAGCGGCAGCGACAAGAUCUUCUGCUGGACCGUUCCCGACUUCGCCGAAAACGAACUUGUCACCGAACAGUUCGGACUCAAACUCGGCACAACAGAAAGUCAGUGAGCCAAUCGCCCUCACCCACUCCUCACUGCACGGCCCAGAUAGAUGCAUCUAUCUGGUGUGUUUGUGUCUGUCCCGUUGUGUGCAGAGGCGAAUGAGUUCAAGGAUAUGUUUCUGAAGGCCAAGGAGAUCAACCGAGAGGCCAUCGCCGCCGCCAAGGGCGAGGGAGCCGACACCGACAAGACGGAGGCCGCCGAGGACACCAAGGACGCUGCGGCAGACAAGCCUGACACCAACGGCGACAAGAAGGAGUGAUCGCAGGAAAAACGGGUGUGUGAAUAAGCUAGCUGAUAGCGUUACAGCAGUGGGGAUGGGGAUGUGGAGAGGGGGAAAGGGGGAGGGAGAGAGAGGGGGCAGUUUAAGGGCACAUCCAUAUGUAUGAGAGGGGUGAUGCGAUGGCAUGCAAGACGGUGUGCGGCGGCGGCUGGCUUUUCUACCCAGAAUGCACGCACACGCCCCUGUAGCUGACUGGCCGUUCUGUCUGUCCGUGUAAGUUUGUCAAAGUGAGUCUCUAUGUGUUUGGGGGAUGGAUGGAUAGUACGAUGAGGCCGUCUUCGCAUUCGACGGCCCCUCAUAGAUCGUGCUGCCCGUCCACCUCCUCUCGCAGACACGUAGAGACUGCACACGACGCACACAAAACUACAUAUCAGUGACUCGUUAUCUUUGCCACAUGAUUUGUGUAUCAAAUCUACUCAGCAAGACAUGAAUGCGCCAGCAGCAGCGUUUACCUAUUCAUUGAAUCUUAUUCGUCCCAUUCAUCGUUUCAUGCUCUUCCAUCGUGUGGAUAGUUGGAAGGAAGGAGGAAAGAAUAGACAGACAGCCGGAUUUUUGCCUGCCCUUCCAGGUCUACAGGUCUGAC
Molecule: messenger RNA, 1766 nt
Organism: Vitrella brassicaformis
Lineage: Eukaryota; Vitrellaceae
Source: the annotation of a GenBank genome assembly